AUGUAUGAACUGAAAAGUAUAACGAGUCAUACAGAAGAAUAUGAUGGCAACUCCACCACGGAAUCGAGGACAAUUGACAUUGAAGAGGGGGACAUUGCAAAGAAGGCAUUUAAUUGUGGAAAAAAAAAUAAAUUAAAAUCUUGUGGCUUUUUUACAGACAACGAAAGCUCAUUUCUUGCAAAGGGAAAAAUGGCAUCACACAAAGACAAUCAGAAAAAUGCAAAAAAUAAUGUAAAAUUUACAGACAUUUUGAAAUGCCCAUGGGAAUUUCACACCAAUUUUGUGAGUAUGAUUUUAUUUAUAAUAGGCAGUACAUUUUUCCUUUACCCAAAGUUAUACGUAGCUGGCUGUAUCAUUUUUGCCAUAGCAUGUGGUAUGUGUACGUAUAGCAAUGUAGUCGGCGCUGUUAACGUUGGCUACGAAAGGAAAAGUGAAUACCUUGGGUAUGUUUGUUACGUAAUUGGGUGUAUUGUUUUUAUAAUCGGUUCAGUUUAUUGCUGUUUUAAGGAAGACUUCUUUGCAAUUAUGACCUUUGUUGUAGGAAGUAUUUUCUUCCUCGUUGGAGCCGCCCUUUUUAUUAUUGCUAUAGAUUUUAACAAUAUAAAAAGUGUGGAUUAUAAGGUUUUCAUUGUUUAUAUGUCCAAUUUAAUUGGGGGCCUUUUAUUUACUAUUGCCAGUGUUCUUUUUUUUUACCCCAGUUGGUACAAUCAAGCUUGUUACAUGUACGUCGCGGGAAGUUCGCUCUUCACCUUGGCCACCUGGUUCGAUUACAUCAUUUACGCAGCCAGUGUAGCUUAA
Messenger RNA from Plasmodium fragile, 798 nucleotides. RefSeq lists its product as uncharacterized. The transcript has a single exon. Lineage: Eukaryota; Apicomplexa; Aconoidasida; Haemosporida; Plasmodiidae. The record is from RefSeq and is a predicted model, not a curated record. Bases 1 to 798 code for a protein of 265 amino acids.